AUGCCUUCCAAACCGCUGUUCAGAGGUGGAGAGGAGGAUGAGUCUAUGGACGUGCGUUCCACCUCCCCGGAGCAUGCUGGGCAGAGCAGCGGGUCUCGAGCAAAAGCAUCAUCGCAGCGCAAAGGUACUCCCAUCAGUCGACCCGACAGCAACAUCUCUGCUUCCCCAGAUCGCGCACUUUCGGAGAGCGAGAUGAACGUGGGUGAGGGGGCCGCGGCAGACAUGCUCCGGCAAGCAGCAGGAGAAGCUUCAUCCUCGACAUCCGCAUCAGCAGCUGCGCCAACAUCUCCACCGAAAUCGUCCCUAUCAUCGCCCAAAAAGUCCGAAGCGUCUCUUCGGCAAGAAGAAGAGUCGCGCGACCCUUCCCUCUUGGCAUCUCUGCCCGUCUAUCUCUCCUCUUCCCUUCCCGCAUCUUCUCGUCUCUCGCUCUUCCAAUACCCCACCUAUCCGCGCGGUCAACCUCUGCCAAUCCCCGACUCGGCACGCUCAAGGGGUCUCUCCGAAGCGGCUCGCUGGAGGCCCAAGGCGAAUCGCGUCGAGGUGGAGCUGCCGCUAGAUCUGCGUCCCGUAGUGUACAACAUGGACAAGGGGCAGAAUAUGGCGAUGGGCGCGGAGCAUGGCGGCACGUUUGGAAAGGAUUCGAGCGCUGGUAGCUCUGCGAUGGGCGAUGAUCAAAGGCGAGUCAAGGUGAAGAGGGAAAAGGAAGAGCCUGCGAAGAUCAAGAGGUUGGAGAGGACGCGAUUAGAGAGCUCCUUGGUGCCCAACCAGACCAAGUACAUGGUCGGGGUCAUUCGUGAUGGCGCUCUCCAUCUCACCCCCCUGGACUCGGUACUUCAGCUGCGCCCCUCGAUGCACUAUCUAGAUGGACUAGAUGUGCAAGCCCGCAAAGAAGCCAAAGCCGAUCGAGGCGAGGAGGACGAUUCGGGAGGCGAGGGCGGGGGCGGUGCGGCUGGUGCGGCUGGCAAAGGCAACGGUUCCGCAAGCGCGGCUGCGGCGAAGAGAAGCAUCGUCAAUGUGACCAGUCGAUCGGGAGAGGAUACGAAGCAGAACAUUAUGAGGACUCAGCACGAGGCAGAGGCGGAGAGCUGGAUCGAGCUCGCGUGGAAGACGGAAGAGACCAGCGAAGCUCAAAAGGUUUUCGAAAGCCAGCUCUUCGCUUCCACAAAAACGCCAUUGCAGUGCACCACGAAGAUGAGGGAGUUUUUGCCGAGCGGUAUAGAAGGCGAGUGA
Molecule: messenger RNA, 1230 nt
Organism: Ceraceosorus guamensis
Lineage: Eukaryota; Fungi; Basidiomycota; Exobasidiomycetes; Ceraceosorales; Ceraceosoraceae
Exons: 3
Coding region: 1-1230 (409 amino acids)
Biological process (GO): DNA-templated transcription
Cellular component (GO): RNA polymerase III complex; nucleus
Source: RefSeq, a predicted model, not a curated record